UUUCAUUCGAAAUAAUUGUUGCAAACUAAUAAGAAUUGAACGCGUCCCAGUAUGAUAAAGUAGUGUACACAUAAUUGGAAAAACAUUUUACAAACGACAAAAACAAAAAUAAUACAAAACGAUGAAACUUGAAAUUACCACAACCUUGAAUGUUUUCACUAUUCUUGGGGUUGUGACAACCAUAAUGGCAAGUGUGACGGCCAAACAUAUGCCGACACACCAUGUGGAUGACUUUCCCGAUGAGACGCUAACUCUAAAUGAAAGGUUCUUUGACGAUGUCAGAGCUCUCAUAAAACGGCGCUUGACGGAAAAUGCUGCUAUAAAGAAAUUGCAUUUGGAAAGUGAUAAGAAUGUGUUAAGCGAUAAAGAAAUCUCUGCGGCUUCCAACUUUGAUGUAAUUCCCACUGCACCUUCAUAUGUCCCAACACCAGUACUAGUUGAGAAUUGGCCAGCAAGUAGCCACAGUUUCGGGCAAGUAACAGCUGUCUCAAUAGACCCUCAAGGUAAUCCUGUUAUUUUUCAUCGGGCUGACAGAUAUUGGGAUGCUAACACUUUCAAUGAUAGCAACAUUUAUUACAUGAUUGAAUACGGGCCUAUCCAGGAAAAGACCAUAUAUGUAUUGGAUCCAAAAACAGGUUCAAUCAAAUCUGGUUGGGGUGAGGACUUAUUUUAUAUGCCACACGGUAUGACAAUCGAUGUUCAUGGAAAUUAUUGGAUCACUGAUGUUGCUAUGCAUCAAGCAUUUAAGUUUAAGCCUCGGGAGACCCAGCCGAUAUUAACGAUCGGAAAACGAUUUCGACCUGGAUCAUCUAUUAAACAUUUAUGUAAGCCAACAUCAAUUGCCGUAUCUACAACUGGAGAAUUUUUUAUUGCUGAUGGAUACUGUAAUCAGAGAAUUUUGAAAUUUAAUGCUGCCGGUCGGCUUUUGCGUGUUAUUCCUCAACCUCCCGAGUUUCUUUCGUUACAAGUGCCACAUGCCAUCACAUUACUGGAACACUUAGAUCUGCUAUGUAUCGCCGAUCGGGAAAAUAUGCGAGUUGUCUGUCCCAAAGCUGGUCUUAAAUCAUCCCAAGGCGAAGGACAACCAGCUGCAACAAUACAAGAACCAGAUUUAGGCAGGGUGUUUGGUGUUGCAGCUUAUGGGGACAUUGUAUAUGCUGUUAAUGGCCCAACAUCUAUGUUACCUGUGCGCGGUUUCACCAUAGAUCCUCGAUCCGAAACAAUUAUUGGUCAUUGGGGAGAAUUUAAAAAUCCCCAUUCCAUUGCUGUUUGCGUGAAUGGUUCAGCGUUAUAUGUCAGUGAAAUUGGCACAAACCAUCAAACAAAUCGUAUUUGGAAAUAUGUUUUAGUUUAGAUCCAAUAAGUUUGAUUAAAAAUGGGUAAAUGCUUACAAUAUCUACAGUACCUAACAACAGUAUACAUACAGUAUAUUAACAGAGAUACUUUUUAAAGUCGAUCUCUAGGAUUAUUUUUAAAAUAAAAGCACAAUUAAAUACGAGAUAAAUAUAACUAGUUUUGUGCAAUUACGGAUAUACAUACAUACAUACAUACAUACAUAGCUACAUUUAUAUAAACAUAUUUAUUAAGUACAGGUAUAUACAUACGUACAUAUAUACUUACACACAGUACAUUCAUACACAUUAUACAUACAUACUACACAUUUAUGUAUAUUACUUACCUAAUUUAAACAUUAAACAUAAGAAUGUCAUUUAAGUUUUAUCUUAAUUCCUUUGUUGUUUUAAAAUAAUAUGUAAACAUAAAAUAAAUAGAAUCACUUUAAUGUUGUCAAAAA
Molecule: messenger RNA, 1792 nt
Organism: Calliphora vicina (urban bluebottle blowfly)
Lineage: Eukaryota; Metazoa; Arthropoda; Insecta; Diptera; Calliphoridae
Gene: Pal2
Product: Peptidyl-alpha-hydroxyglycine-alpha-amidating lyase 2
Exons: 8
Coding region: 122-1354 (410 amino acids)
Biological process (GO): peptide metabolic process
Cellular component (GO): membrane; extracellular region
Molecular function (GO): protein binding; catalytic activity
Source: RefSeq, a predicted model, not a curated record